Zonotrichia leucophrys gambelii is the source of this 7020-nucleotide messenger RNA. RefSeq names its product glutamate metabotropic receptor 4 (gene GRM4). NCBI's taxonomy places the organism in Eukaryota, Metazoa, Chordata, Aves, Passeriformes, Passerellidae. Bases 3518 to 6256 code for a protein of 912 amino acids. Gene Ontology annotation, molecular function: adenylate cyclase inhibiting G protein-coupled glutamate receptor activity. The transcript has 11 exons. Gene Ontology annotation, cellular component: plasma membrane. The record is from RefSeq and is a predicted model, not a curated record. Gene Ontology annotation, biological process: G protein-coupled glutamate receptor signaling pathway; regulation of synaptic transmission, glutamatergic.
CCGGCUUCGUGCCCGCUGCGGGCACCGGCUCUUCCUCCCGGGCACUGCAUCUCACGGAGGCUUUUCCUCCCUGCAGUUCCCUGGAUGGCCCUGCACAGAGCCCGGCUGAGGAUGGGGGUCUCUGGAGUCACCGCCGGGGGGGUGUGGGCAGGGGCUGGCACUGCCAGACCGCAGUGUCGGGGCGUGGGUGUGAUGGGGAGCGGGGACACCGCGCGCUGCCGCGGGCACUGCCGGGCACUCAGGCCGCGCUCUCGCUCAGAGCCAGCGCCGUCCCAAAUUGCAGAUGGCGAUAAAAAAUUAAUUGCGGGAUUCUGCUGCACGUGGCAGGAGCGGGGACCAGCGGCGGCUCCUUCCCUCCCUCCCUCCUUCCCUGCCAGCCGCUGGAGCUCUGCACUGGCUGCCCGCGGACACCUCGCGCUCCUGCCCGCAAGGUGAGCUGUGAGCUGCUGCUGCUCUCUCUCCGCUUGCUCCGGGGCUGGAUCCUGCUCGCCUUCCCCCCCUGCCGCGCCAUCCCAUCCUUCAAAGUGAGGGAUUAGCCCUGACCUGCUUGGCAGCGGGAGGGAGGCGGAAGGAGAGGGCUUGCUGCAGUUAAGGACGUGUAUAAAUAUGGGGUGAUGAAUGUUCCCUGGGUCUCGUCUGCGCCCUGUGGCAGCACUUUGGGUUGGACUUCAGCAUCCUUCAGGAGAUGCUCCGGGGCACUGAGGUGGGUGGUCAUACCCAGCUUUUCCCCACCACGGGGCUCUGAGCUGGGUGCUGGCAGGACCUGGUUGCAGAGAGGACGAGUUGGCACUUUGAUGAUCUCAGGCUUGUGCGAGCAUUGUGCUAUCGGUUCAUGCAUCGAUUGAGGGGUUGCUGGGGCAGGGGCUGUGUUUUGGAGCUCACUGGGGGAUUUGGAUGGCACAAUCUGGGGUCUCUGCUCUCUGCUGCCUGCUGAGCCGUGGCCUUGCUUCUCCGAGCGGACUCCGGGGUACUGGACCUGAAUACUUAAGGUUUUGCCUGUCGGGAGAGAACUUAACCUGGCAUCCCCUCCCUCUGUCCACGUCUCAAUUCUGCUCUACUUCAUGGAGCUUUUGCAAUUAAAAAGACCAGGAGCCAAGCAAAGUACCCUGUAGCUGCUUGCAAGCGGGAAGAGUGAGUGUACACUAAUUGGGAUAUUGUGCUGCCUGCUGGCUGGCCCUGCUUGCUGGAGGAAGAGCAGGUGGGGAAAGAAAUAGCCUUGAUUUUCAAAAAGAUGCUGUGGAGCUGGUAGGAACCAGCGUGGCUUAAGCUGGCACAGCCCUCCCAGUGCCAGGGCUGGGCUGGAAUCUCUGGUGCUGGUGGAGCUGGGCUCGUUGGCAGCUGGGGAUGGGUGCAGGUGAGUGCUGGGUGCUCUUGGCCGAUUAUUGCUGCAUCUCCUGGGCUGUGACCAGCUCAGCUGCUGCUGGGUUUAACGAGCCCCAGAAAAUGCUCUGGCUUUGAGCUGGGAGAUGAUGGAUCCUGCUGCAGGCAGAGCUCUGGGGAGUGGGGUCUGUCCCGAGUGUGUCCCCCACAGUCCAGCCCGGGCAGUGCUGCAGGGAUGUGCAGGAGGAGCUGUGUGAAGGAGCCACAGAGGGGAUGCCUGGGGUGGCUGGUUGCUCCUCCAGGCACUGGAGAGGGUUUUGCAGCAGGAGAUCUCUGUGAUGUGGGGGAAUUUUUAAUCGGAGUUUGAUUUAAUGGAAUCACAGAAUGGUUCGGGCUGGAAGGGACCUUAACGCUCACCCAGUUCCAGCCCUUGAAAUGGGCACGGACACUUUCCACUAGACCAGGUCGCCCAAGAGGGGCUGGCCUGCCCAGCUGAGCCCUCUCCUGUUCCUUGCAGGGCCCUCGGUGGCUGACGGUGCCGGUGGCCCGGUGGCCACCACUAGAGGGGAGCAGGAUGCCACCGUGCUGCCCGGCCCGUGUCCGGGGCGCCGGGACCCGCAGGGCUCUGCCUGUCCUGGGGCAGCAGCACCGGCUCCCUCUGCCCUGGCACUGCCCAGCCCACCCUGGCUCGGGCAGGGGAUGACCCACACCCGGGAGAUCUCGGUUUGCUUGGUGCUUGUGCCACCUCCCAGGCCGGGCUGCGGCACAGCUGGGAUGAGGGCGAUGGGAGGGCUCUGUCCUCACUGAUGCUGUGCUGGUGGAAGUAGGAGAAAGCAGAAUUUCUCCUUCCUUCAGGCUGGGGUAAGCACCAUGGUGAGUGGUGAUCCCACCCUGUUGUUGCCACCCUCGUGGUGCCCCUGUGGAGCCGUGCAGGUGGAACAGGAGGGUGGCUGUGGCCCCUUGCAGCCCAGUGUGUGUGGGUAAGGAUGUUCCCUGCUCCGUGAGCACCUGCUGUGGGCAGGUGUCUUCCUCCAGAUGUGCACCUCCCUCCAGAUGUGCCCCUGGUGGAGCAGCUGCUUUGGGGAGGCUCAGGCAUGGUGGAACCAAGGUCUGGGCUGUGUGGGAGCAGUGAGCUGUGUGUGGCUGAGGAGCUGCUGGGGACAGGUGGGGGGGACAGGGGUGCUCAUCUGUCACCCCUUGGAGCAGGGGCUCAUCGGGUAACUCCGGCUCCAUCUCCCCCGUGAGGGAUCCGAACCAGCUCCCUCCUCCUCUCCCCAUUAUUUGUGCUUUCUUCUUGCCUGCCGUGAUAUUUUUACCUUCAGUUCGUUCAGAUUAUAUGAUCAAAGGAGCCACAAAGGGGAGAGAACAGAGAGGGAAAACGCUUAAAAGAAGAAAGGGAAAGGCAGUGGGCUCUGGGGGCACUGCCAGCUCUGCGGGAGCUGCCGUGGGCUCUGAGGGUUUUCCUGGGAGCAGCUCCAUGGUGUGAGCAUCCCACCUUUGAUGGGCAGAAGUGUUGCAGCUCCAGGGAUGAGGGUGGGAGAGCUGACCUGCUUUUGCCUGGUGCGGGGCUCUGUGGUGUCUGAGCAUCCCUUCAUCUCCCCAUCCUCCUCCUCAGCACGGGCAGAGCCUGACCCGCUCCCAGACCGUGCAGGAGCCUCAUUCCCCUGCUCUGUGCCCACUGGUGAUGCGUGGUGUGGUCCUUGCAGGGGAACAGAACCAUGCAGAGGUCUGAUCCCUGUCCCUGAUCCCCAUCCGAGCUGGGCUCUCCCGGCAGGCUGGGGCGGGGGUUUUGCUGCAGCAUUCCCAACCUCCUGCCUUUGGAAGCACGGAGCCGGGCACCGGGUAAUUCUGGUUCCUUAAAAGCCCCGGCUGUCAGAAUCGCUUUGGAGAUGGGCCUUCAAGCAGCUGCGGCGGGCGGGGAGGUGCAUAAUUUAUGGAGGUCUCCGGAGGAAGGACCCGAAGCUUUGCGUGGGCUCGUGGCUCUGCUGCUGCCUCUCCUUUCCGGUGUAGCCAUGCAGACCCCAGCACCCUCCUGCAUCCCGGCCUCCCGCUGCUCCCCCGGGGCCGGCAGCAGCGUGGGGCGCCGCUGACGGAGCGGGAGCGGGAUCCCUCCGGAGCCAUGCCGCCCGCCCAGCCCAGCCCGGCCCCCUGAGCGCCGCCUUCCCGGCCCGAGCUCUGCCCCAGCACGGCCUUGGCGAUGAGCGGGGGUCACUUUUGCAUGGAGCGUUUGUCCUUCUGCCUCCUCCUGAGUGCCUGGAGCUGGGGGUGGGCGCCCGGCGGUGCUGCCAAGCCCAAAGGCCAGGGCUACCCGCACAUGAACUCCAUCCGCAUCGACGGCGACAUCACGCUCGGGGGGCUCUUCCCCGUGCACGGCCGGGGCGCCGAGGGCAAAGCCUGCGGGGAGCUGAAGAAGGAGAAGGGCAUCCAUCGCCUGGAGGCCAUGCUCUUCGCCCUGGACCGCAUCAACAACGACCCCGACCUGCUGCCCAACAUCACGCUGGGCGCGCGCAUCCUGGACACGUGCUCGCGGGACACGCACGCCCUGGAGCAGUCGCUGACCUUCGUGCAGGCCCUCAUUGAGAAGGACAGCACCGAGGUGCGCUGUGUCAGCGGGGGACCCCCCAUCAUCACCAAGCCCGAGCGGGUGGUGGGCGUCAUCGGCGCCUCGGGCAGCUCCGUGUCCAUCAUGGUGGCCAACAUCCUGCGGCUCUUCAAGAUCCCUCAGAUCAGCUACGCCUCCACGGCGCCGGACCUGAGCGACAACAGCCGCUACGACUUCUUCUCGCGCGUCGUCCCCUCGGACACCUACCAGGCCCAGGCCAUGGUGGACAUCGUCAAAGCCCUCAAGUGGAAUUACGUCUCCACCUUGGCCUCCGAGGGCAGCUACGGUGAAAGCGGGGUGGAGGCCUUCAUCCAGAAGUCCAGGGAGGAUGGCGGGGUCUGCGUGGCCCAGUCCGUGAAGAUCCCGAGGGAGCCCAAGCCGGGGGAGUUUGACAAGAUCAUCCGCCGGCUCCUGGAGACCUCGCACGCCCGCGCCGUCAUCAUCUUCGCCAACGAGGACGACAUCAGAAGGGUGCUGGAGGCGGCCAAGAGGGCGAACCAGACGGGGCACUUCAUCUGGAUGGGCUCAGACAGCUGGGGCUCCAAAAUUGCCCCCGUCCUGCACCUGGAGGAGGUGGCCGAGGGCUCUGUCACCAUCCUGCCCAAGAGGGUCUCAGUCAGAGGUUUCGACCGCUACUUCUCCAGCAGGACCCUGGACAACAACCGCAGGAACAUCUGGUUUGCCGAGUUCUGGGAGGAGAAUUUCCACUGCAAGCUGAGCCGGCACGCGCUGAGGAAGGGCAGCAGCAUCAAGAAAUGCACCAACCGGGAGAGGAUCGGCCAGGACUCCUCGUAUGAGCAGGAGGGGAAGGUGCAGUUCGUCAUCGACGCCGUCUACGCCAUGGGACACGCCCUGCACAACAUGCACAAGAACCUGUGCCCCGGCAAGGUGGGGCUGUGCCCCCGCAUGGACCCCGUGGACGGCGUGGAGCUGCUCAAGUACAUCCGCAACGUCAACUUCUCAGGCAUUGCUGGGACUCCUGUGACAUUCAAUGAGAACGGAGAUGCUCCAGGGCGUUACGACAUCUACCAGUACCAGAUCAGGAACUCCACCCCUGAGUACAAAGUCAUCGGGCAGUGGACAGACCACCUGCACCUCAAGGUGGAGAACAUGCUGUGGCCGGGGGGCGGGAGCCAGCAGCCCAGCUCCAUCUGCAGCCUGCCCUGCAAGCCGGGAGAGAGGAAGAAGCUGGUGAAGGGCAUCCCCUGCUGCUGGCACUGCGAGCGCUGCGACGGCUACCAGUACCAGCUGGACGAGUUCCACUGCAAGCGCUGCCACUUCAACGAGCGGCCCAACGAGAACCACACCAGCUGCACGCCCAUCCCCAUCAUCAAGCUGGAGUGGAGCUCGCCCUGGGCCGUGGUGCCCGUGUUCAUCGCCAUCGUGGGCAUCAUCGCCACGCUGUUCGUGGUGAUCACCUUCGUGCGCUACAACGACACGCCCAUCGUCAAGGCGUCGGGGCGGGAGCUCAGCUACGUCCUGCUCACGGGCAUCUUCCUGUGCUACGCCACCACCUUCCUGAUGAUCGCCGAGCCCGACCUCAGCACCUGCUCGCUGCGCCGCAUCUUCCUGGGGCUGGGCAUGAGCAUCAGCUACGCCGCGCUGCUCACCAAGACCAACCGCAUCUACCGCAUCUUCGAGCAGGGCAAGAAGUCGGUGAGCGCCCCGCGCUUCAUCAGCCCCGCCUCGCAGCUGGUCAUCACCUUCAGCCUCAUCUCCCUGCAGCUCGUCGGCGUCUGCAUCUGGUUCAUCGUGGACCCGUCCCACUCUGUCAUUGACUACGAGGACCAGCGGACUACAAACCCCCACUUUGCCCGGGGCAUCCUCAAAUGUGACAUUUCGGACCUGUCCCUCAUCUGUUUGCUCGGGUACAGCAUGCUCCUCAUGGUCACCUGCACUGUGUACGCCAUUAAGACCCGCGGGGUCCCGGAGACCUUUAACGAAGCCAAGCCCAUUGGGUUCACCAUGUACACGACUUGCAUUGUGUGGUUAGCCUUCAUCCCGAUAUUUUUUGGGACGUCGCAGUCGGCGGAAAAGAUGUACAUCCAGACCACGACGCUGACCAUCUCGGUGAGUCUGAGUGCCUCGGUGUCCCUGGGCAUGCUCUACAUGCCCAAGGUGUACAUCAUCCUCUUCCACCCGGAGCAGAACGUCCCCAAGCGCAAGAGGAGCCUCAAGGCCGUGGUGACAGCGGCCACCAUGUCCAACAAGUUCUCCCAGAAGGGAGGGUUCCGCCCCAACGGAGAGGCCAAGUCGGAGCUCUGCGAGAACCUGGAGACGCAAGCACUGGCCACCAAGCAGACCUACGUCAGCUACAGCAACCACGCCAUUUAGCUCCAGGAGCAGCAAACAGGAGGGAGCUGAGCCUGGCAGGGACAGCACCACAGGACAGGCAGGUGGCAGCCAGGGGACACACCCCAGGGCAGAAUCCUGGGGGAAAACGCCAUCAACAGCAGCAAAAAAAUCCAUAAAGAAACACAAAAACUCUUCCAGCGCCCACGGUGGCGAUGCAUGGCUCCCACGGAGGGGGGACGGAGCACGGGCAAGAGGGCACGGACUUCAGCAAGUCUUUGGGUUUUGUUUUUUUCCUGUAUUUUGGCAAAAAAGAGGAAAAAAAAAAUAAGAGCCCCAGCAUUUUCCCUUUUCUGGAAUUUGUGAGAUUGUUUGUGGUUGUGCAGAGCCUUCUGUUUUCUCUUUUUAUUUUUUUUUAAUCCUCCUUUUUCUUUCGUUCCUGUCUUCCUCCGUCCCUCUUCACUCUCUACCCCCCAUAUCCUACCAAAUUCUAUAUGUUGCAAAAAGGAAAAAUAAAUAAAAAUACUUAAAAUUUACAUUAAAAAAAAGACAGACAGCAAAAUAAAAUAAAAUAAAACCUAGACUGUGUUCAAAGUGCUGAUUUCUAUAGGUGGUUCCUUAAUGUAUGUGAUGACCAUAUGGAUUGAAAUAUGUCUGCUUUAUGUACUGACCAGUCAAAAAACAAAAACACACAAAAAAACAAAGUUCAGUGCCUGGAUGUUUAUGAAUUAUUCGAUGACUGUGUAGAGCAUGAUCAUUUUUAUACGAGGAGAAUUUCUAAUAAAAGACCCUGGUUUUGCACUCGG